Messenger RNA from Rattus rattus (black rat), 5722 nucleotides. RefSeq names its product cholinergic receptor nicotinic alpha 7 subunit (gene Chrna7). Gene Ontology annotation, biological process: regulation of membrane potential; signal transduction; monoatomic ion transmembrane transport. Gene Ontology annotation, cellular component: postsynaptic membrane; neuron projection; synapse. Bases 1884 to 3122 code for a protein of 412 amino acids. The record is from RefSeq and is a predicted model, not a curated record. The transcript has 8 exons. Lineage: Eukaryota; Metazoa; Chordata; Mammalia; Rodentia; Muridae. Gene Ontology annotation, molecular function: transmembrane signaling receptor activity; acetylcholine-gated monoatomic cation-selective channel activity.
AGGAAAAUUGUAACAGAACUAUUAGUGUGCUGGGUUCAAACAUUGCAUAAAAAACACCUGUUUUCUGAAGGGUAUCACCAGAGACCUUUAGAUUUCUUUGAAGCACAGGGUAGUUCUAAAUAAGAGUUGCAUUUGCAGAAAUAUCUAAAAUUUCACUUUUUAAAUCCCAUUUACUUAUUGAACUCACCACUGGGAGUGCUUACUUUGUAGAAGGCAUUGACUAGAGCCAUGGGAGAGCACUUAGAAAUGUAUUAGCCACAUUUCCCCUUUCAGCCUUUUACAAUCAGGCUGUGCAAUUAACUCAUUUAAAGAAAGGUUAAGCACUGAGAGAUGAUAAAUGUUUGAGGAGAUAGGAUGCUAAUUACCCUGAUUUGAUCAUUAUACAUUGAUAUAUACAUGUACUAUAUUAGCAUACUGUGCUUAUAAAUACAGGCAGUUGUGUGUCGAUUGAUUUUUAAUUAAUCACAAAAUAAAAGUGGUCAUUAUAGCAAAUCCUGAGGUUUCUCUGAAAUAUUGUAAGAAUGGGUAGGUAUACAGUAGAGGUCACAGGUAGGAACAGUCCUGCUCUAUCAAAAUGGAAAACAGUGGCCUGAGUCUUCUAAAGGGAAGCUGUGCAAUGCUGGCACUACUGUGUGUUCCUGCAUUAGUGCAGCCUAUCCAGGUAAGCCCUGUCUUAGGCAGCUUGUGCCCUUAAGAGAUUGAGUGUUGACCCCGAUCUGGAAAGUGAUACCUCGGGUGGUAGAGGGCUAGGACACUGCCUCCCCACUGCAUUUUCAAAGACUGAAGAAUCUCCAAAUAUAAACAAUUACCAUUGAAAACCAUGUCCCUGUGCUCUUGCCUCAACCUGGCAUUGCUUUGAGUAAGUCCACGUUGCAGAAUGGACCCUGAGACUUGCAUGUCACCAAGGGCAGGCGUGGGAGCUUCCUUGGGACAACUGAUAAACAACCAUGAACUGAUUUUUAUUUCUGUGUUCCCUGGCCACUCACCUGCCUGGCCUGACCCAGCCUUGCUAUUAUACAUGGAUAAGAAUGAGGCUUAGUGGGGAAGGAAGCAGGGCCAGAGUUCCCAGGGGAGCAUCCGUGAGGGCAGGAGGCAGACGGAUUGUCAAGGAAUGGCUUUUAAGCACUAGGUCUCAGUUUCUGAAACCUCAUUUCACUAAGUUCUGUUCUGAAAUCUGAUACAUAUAAUCUUUUCUCCAGGGUGUUUCUACUCUGCAGUCAAUUUUCUGCAAAUUAUAGAUUUUUCAGUCCAGUCAAAAUGGCAGAGUCACAAAAGUUUUUUAAAAAUUAAAUUCUCCUUGACCUACUCCUUGUGGAUUUUCUUAUCCUUUUUCCCAGCUGUCUUUCAUUUCGCAUGAUUGAGAUUAUUCCAAUAGCCUGAAGAAUACUGAGUUGCUGAUUUCUGAGACACUCUUCCUAUCCUGGGGGUGGGGGGGAGCUGGUGGGAGACUCCUUCCGUAGAGGUUUUAUCAUUUUGGGAGACUGCUAGACAUCUUUGAUCUAAUAUGUGUGAGGAUAUGACAGGACAUUUCAGCUUCUACAGAGACACUGGAACCUUCCGGAUGCACACAUUUUCUUUUUUAAAACUCUACUUUUCUUUUUUAGAACAUCAGCCAUUUUGCCUUCGGAUUUGAUCAUCUUUUGUACUUACUCUCUAUUUUUAGACUCCUAAUUCUAAUUAUAGUAAUAAUAGCAUUCACAUCACAGAUUAUUAGAUUGUAAACCAUAAUUAGUUCUAAACUGCUUCCUUUUUAAUUUUCUGCAUUUAUUAUCUGUGGAGCAGAAAUACCAUGCAUUGUGUUUGCACAUUAGCCAGCAAUAUGCUGCUGGGGGCUGGAUUGCAGCUGCGAUCAGUCUUGGACAGAUCACUAUUUGCAGUGGAACAUGUCUGAGUACCCCGGAGUGAAGAAUGUUCGUUUUCCAGAUGGCCAGAUUUGGAAACCAGACAUUCUCCUCUAUAACAGUGCUGAUGAACGCUUUGAUGCCACGUUCCACACCAAUGUUUUGGUGAAUGCAUCUGGGCAUUGCCAGUAUCUCCCUCCAGGCAUAUUCAAGAGCUCCUGCUACAUUGAUGUUCGCUGGUUCCCUUUUGAUGUGCAGCAGUGCAAACUGAAGUUUGGGUCCUGGUCCUAUGGAGGGUGGUCCUUGGACCUGCAAAUGCAAGAGGCAGAUAUCAGCAGCUAUAUCCCCAACGGAGAAUGGGAUCUCAUGGGAAUCCCUGGCAAAAGGAAUGAGAAGUUCUAUGAGUGCUGCAAAGAGCCAUACCCAGAUGUCACCUACACAGUAACCAUGCGCCGUAGGACACUCUACUAUGGCCUCAAUCUGCUCAUCCCUUGUGUGCUGAUUUCAGCCCUGGCGCUGCUGGUAUUCUUGCUGCCUGCAGACUCUGGAGAGAAAAUCUCUCUUGGAAUAACUGUCUUACUUUCUCUGACUGUCUUCAUGCUGCUUGUGGCUGAGAUCAUGCCAGCAACAUCUGAUUCUGUGCCCUUGAUAGCACAGUACUUCGCCAGCACCAUGAUCAUCGUGGGCCUCUCUGUAGUGGUGACAGUGAUUGUGCUGAGAUAUCACCACCAUGACCCUGAUGGUGGCAAAAUGCCUAAGUGGACCAGAAUCAUUCUCCUGAACUGGUGUGCAUGGUUUCUGCGCAUGAAGAGGCCUGGAGAGGACAAGGUGCGGCCAGCAUGUCAGCACAAGCCUCGGCGCUGCAGCCUGGCCAGUGUGGAGCUGAAUGCCGGUGCUGGGCCACCCACCAGCAAUGGCAACCUGCUCUACAUUGGCUUCCGAGGCCUGGAGGGCAUGCACUGUGCCCCAACUCCAGACUCCGGGGUCGUAUGUGGCCGUUUGGCCUGCUCCCCAACACAUGAUGAGCACCUCAUGCACGGUGCACACCCCUCUGAUGGGGACCCCGACCUGGCCAAGAUCCUGGAGGAGGUCCGCUAUAUCGCCAACCGCUUCCGCUGCCAAGACGAGAGUGAGGUGAUCUGCAGUGAAUGGAAGUUUGCAGCCUGCGUGGUGGACCGCUUGUGCCUCAUGGCCUUUUCGGUCUUUACCAUCAUCUGUACCAUCGGCAUCCUCAUGUCAGCUCCAAACUUUGUGGAGGCUGUGUCCAAAGACUUUGCUUAAUGUUAUCGCGUAGGAAAUGCGCAGAUAAGAAGAGAAUCUGGAGGGUGAGAAUUGGGGUCCUAACUCCACAGUGUGAUAAAUGGAAGAACUCUGAGGUAUCCCUGUAGCUGUCAAUCUUGAGACUUAGUUUUCUGGUUACUUUAACUAAAAAGAUCCCAGCAGCCUUCUGUUUACUCUUCUCUCACUUAUCACUGGCAUAGCCUUGUACUCAGCAGGGGCACUACGUGGUCGUUUGCCUGCUCUGGACAGCCCUAUAGGAUAGAUCUUAGUGGCUCUUGUAACCCAGUAGAGGCCUGUCCUGUUGGUGCAUGGAAGCAUGCCCCUUGUCGUGGGCUCACAAGAAUUUGCUGUCUGCCUUUGCUAUGUGCAGACCCAGGCUGAAACCAAUGCAGAGUCGUCCCCACUGGAUCCAUCUCAACAACUGCCAUGAGAAAGGAAGGCAAAUACAAAUUCAAACUGCAAACUUCUCUGCUAGUUUCUCUGCUAGUUUUUCUGUGACUCAACUUACAUUUCUAUCUGUUUAUCUAUCUGUCUGUCUGUCUAUCUAUCUAUCUAUCUAUCUAUCUAUUAUCUAUCUAUCUAUCUAUCAUCUAUCUAUCAUUUAUCAUCUUUGUCUUUUCUAAUGACAACUCUAUACCAGGGAGAAAGUUGGCCUUCUAAAUGAUGUUUUAAGCAAGCUAAUUCCUGUAGAUUUGUCCUGACAAUUAAAUUAGCACACAGGUUACAUCAGUUCAAAACUAGGAGUCACCCUAGCCAAAAGGGUUUUGAGGCUUUGGCCCCUGUAGAUCUCAGAUGACCCCCAACCUUCAUGUUGACAUGUCCCGUGUCCUAAGGAGUUUAAUGAAUUUGUUUGUAUAAAUCCUGAAGGGAAAAUAGAGUUCUGAGUGUUAACUAAGGACUAGCUGAAACUUACCAAAACUGUGUGUGUGUGUGUGUGUGUGUGUGUGUGUGUGUGUGUGUGUUAAAAAUAAAAGCAUGUUAGUUGCUGUGCAUGUCAGACUUCACAAGUCUUAGAAGGUUUUGCAUCUGUACUGCUGCUCAUCAAGUGCACAUACCCUAUGGCUUUUUCCCCAUGUGGGGCUAGAAAGAAUCAGUUUAGUCCCCUCUGGGCUCCUGUGUGACAGGAACUGUGGAGCGAUGCUGUGGGUCACUCAUCCAGAUACAAAGCUAGUACCGUCAGAAUUAGGCUUCUGAGGAUCUGCUUUCCUAUGGCUUCAGAUGCAAAGCUCACUCUGUCCUGGAGUCACUGGAGAUGGGUGUGAAGUGUUGUUUAUGUUUUUUCCUUCUUCUGAGCUAAGGUCCCUCUGGCUGUAUAGCUCAUACCAGUCUGUUUGCACUUCCCAUCUUUAUUUGUUAAUGAGAUGAGAGGCUUUUUUUUUUUACCAAGAAAAACUGUUGGAUAGUGUUGUUGAACUUCUUGAGGAUUAAAACUAUAUCAAGCUUCUGAAACUCCCAGAAACUUUAAACUUCUGACUCCAGAAAUGGAAUCACGAGAGAAGAUUAGAUUUCUCAGAAUAACAAAAGCCAAAUACUUACAUUUUCCCAACCAUUAAUUUUUAAUUUUACUGUAGAAAGAUGAAGGCUUGGUGGUGCUCUGUAUGUACAUGGGCACGUGCAUGUAUGCACUGUGUAUGUGUGUGUGUGUGUGUGUGUGUGUGUGUGUGUGUGUGUGUGGCUGAAGAGAGGAGAUAUUGCAGAGUGACAUGGAUAAAUUUGGAGACUGUUGAUUUCAGCACCCCCCAUCCGGAGCAGGAUCAUUCCCAGCAUGCAUCUGUUACAUACAGUAUCAUCAAGUGGUAUAAAGUAUUCUGCUGGUAUUAUGCUUUUUGAUUAAAGUAACUAGAAACAAAUAGAUAUGUUUUGAUACCCAAAGACCAGGCUUUGUGUCUUACUGGUAAAAAUUGAACCCUAGCUAUUGCUUUGACUAUCUGAGUAAUUAUUGUCGUUAUAAACUAAUGAUAAAGAAUAGCUGUGCUCAUAGUUAGGUGUGUGCAGUUCAAAACGGUCUCUCCUUGCUCCCAUUUCCUCCUAGGACAGUGUUAGAGAGAAAGAACGGAAAGGUGGGAACAGAGAGAGGGAGGAGAACACGGACAGACUUGGUUGUUGCUUUCCUAGAACUCGUGUUUGAAAGGUGCUAGGCACCUAGUCUUUUGUCCUAGAGAGCUUUCCAUAAUGGUCUAAAGGUCUACCUCAUUCCUCUUAAUAGCUGCUUAGAGUUCCUCUCCAUUGGUGGCUUAUGAUUUAUUGGAUCAGCCUUUUAGGGAUGAACACAUAGCUGCAACAUUUCCAAGUUUUAUUUUUAUACACAAGUCUAUAGUUAGCAUUUUGGUGCGUACUUUGCCAAAGUUUUUGUGUAUAAAUUCCAGUUUAGAAAUGGAACUACUGGACCUAAGACUAUGUGAGACUCUAGAUAAAUAUAUCCAGAUGGUCCUCCCUGAGCUGGUCAGUGGAUAUCCCUAUCUAAGUUAAAAGGCCAGAUUCUCAGCUUACUGCUGUUAAAUAUGUUCAGAUUUAAUUUUUCCCUUUCUGAUCUUAUGGGUAAAAAUGAUGAGGCAAAAACAUUCUGAUUUUGGUUCAUUUUACUAUGAGCAAGGUUGAAG